Molecule: messenger RNA, 1957 nt
Organism: Tachysurus vachellii
Lineage: Eukaryota; Metazoa; Chordata; Actinopteri; Siluriformes; Bagridae
Gene: trnt1
Product: tRNA nucleotidyl transferase, CCA-adding, 1
Exons: 8
Coding region: 143-1438 (431 amino acids)
Biological process (GO): RNA processing
Molecular function (GO): nucleotidyltransferase activity; RNA binding
Source: RefSeq, a predicted model, not a curated record
GUCUAUGUGUGUCACGUGAUAAAUGACGUUGCACACACACUUGCGCUUUCUCUCAGUUGUCAUGGCCGAACAGCAGCAUGUAGCGAACUCCGACGUAGGGAAGCGCUGAUCUUUAUUUGUGCAGCUGUUUGCCCACUGCCAGAUGUGGGGAAGAAGAUUUCUCAUCAGCCAGGUGGUAAAAACAGUUCACCACAGGUGGAGUCACCGACAUUUAUACACCAUGCAUCUGAAAACCAAAGAGUUUCAAUCAUUAUUCACCGAUGGUCUGAAGACUCUAGCAGAGAUUUUUCAAAAGCAUAAGUUUGAGCUCAGGAUUGCUGGGGGAGCCGUGCGGGAUCUUCUGUCAGGGAAACAACCUGAAGAUGUAGAUUUUGCUACUACUGCUACACCUGAGGAGAUGAAGCACAUGUUCCAGGCUGCAGGGAUCCGAAUGAUUAACAACAAAGGAGAGAAACAUGGUACCAUCACUGCAAGGAUGAGUGACCAGAACUUCGAAGUGACCACUCUGCGUGUGGAUGUACAGACAGAUGGGAGACACGCGGAAGUGGAAUUCACAACCGACUGGCAAAAAGAUGCUGAGCGCAGAGACCUCACAAUUAACUCCAUGUUCCUCGGGCUGGAUGGAACCUUGUAUGAUUAUUUCAAAGGUUAUGAGGAUCUCCAGAACAGAAAAGUUCGCUUUGUUGGGAAUAGUGCACUUAGGAUUCAAGAGGACUACCUGCGGAUUCUGCGAUAUUUCAGAUUUUAUGGGCGCGUAGCGGCCGCGCCAGGGCUGCAUGAUCCGGACACACUGGGCGCGAUCCGGGACAACGGACGAGGCCUGGCUGGAAUCUCAGGGGAGAGAAUCUGGGUGGAACUAAAGAAGAUGCUGGUGGGGAAUCAUGCGGCUCACCUGCUCGAACUUAUUUAUGAGCUCGAAUUGGCUCAGUAUAUAGGACUCCCAGCAGAUGUCAGUAUGGAGGAGAUGAAGCAGGUGUACAAGAGGACUGAAGGCAGCUUUCCUAAACCAAUGACCGUGCUCUCAGCUGUGCUACGUGGCCCAGAAGACGUGGAAAAGCUGGAUUUGCGGUUAAAGAUCUCCAGAGAGGAGAAGACCCUCGGCCUCUUUCUAGUGAAGCACAGACGAGACCUUGUUAAAGGACAAGAUGAGAAGGAUGGCCUGAAGCCCUUCACUGAUUACAUCAUCGAUUCUCGAGAGCCAGAUGCCCAGAGCAAAGUACUGGAGCUUCUAAAGUACCAGGGUGAGAGGAAGCUUCUGGAUGAACUGAGUCGGUGGUCUGUCCCUCGUUUCCCUGUAAGCGGCCAUGACCUGCGUCGCCUUGGAAUCACGUCAGGCAAGGAGAUUGGUACAACCCUUCAGGAGCUGCGUGAUGUCUGGAAGAAGAGCCACUACCGGCUGGGAAAGGAGGAACUCUUGAGCACCAUCAGCAGGUCCUAACAGAAGACAAAUAAAACCAUUGAGAGAUGGUUGUCUCAGUGAAGUGCCCUUAUCUCCGUAUGAUUCACAGUAAACACAGAGAUGAGAAAUCUAGAGAUAAAAUUGCCUGUGCAGCAUAAACAAUAUUUUGUUUUGUCAUAGCUGCAUGAGCUAGGAAUAUUUACACAUACAGAGUAUCAACACUCCAAGGGUUUGUUCAAAAAAGUCUAAAGGAUAAACAAAUUCCUGGAGUUUCAUGCUGGAGAGACCUUAAACGAUGCUUCACUCUGUUCAUAGUUAUUUUCAUUUAACCAUUGCGGAUCAUUUAUUUAAGACCUAAUUUGCCACAACCUUUAUAUUUUUGUUUGUCUUGCUUUCUUAAUUUGCAACUAUCAAUCAUCAGAGGUAAAGUUCAGCUGGCUCUGAAAGAGAAAACAUAUGCCUGAUGCAACAAUGUUUAUGAGUUCAUUCUGGAGGAGGAAAAAAAAACGAUUGCAUGUUAUGGUCUGACUUUGAAGUAAACCAAAAUACAAACUAAAA